This is a messenger RNA of Vanrija pseudolonga, 1850 nucleotides long. Its product is annotated as Quinate permease. Gene Ontology annotation, molecular function: carbohydrate:proton symporter activity. The transcript is spliced from 6 exons. Gene Ontology annotation, biological process: carbohydrate transport; transmembrane transport. Bases 145 to 1755 code for a protein of 536 amino acids. The record is from RefSeq and is a predicted model, not a curated record. Gene Ontology annotation, cellular component: membrane. Lineage: Eukaryota; Fungi; Basidiomycota; Tremellomycetes; Trichosporonales; Trichosporonaceae.
GUUUCGCCCAUGCGACGGGCCGUCCGGGCCGUAGUCGUAGUGGCAUGCCGCCUGCCUCGUCGCUAGGACUGCCCCGACUAUAAGACGUCGACUUGCACGACGGCGUCACAUUCCACACCACCACCUCGCUCCCUCGCAACCACCAUGGCCCCGGCUUACCAAGACGAAACGGUGCGCGACCAGGCGCUCGACUCGAGCCUGGCCUUUGCGCCCAAGAGCGCGUCCCACCGCCGUGCUUACUACAUGGCCAUCAUCUCCUUUGCGGGUAUCUUUCUCUUUGGAUACGACACUGGACUGGGAGGAGGUGUGAUCGCCCUCACGACCUUUUCUCACGAGUUCGGCCUGGCGACAGCAAGCAAGACGCACCUCGCCACGCUGCAGGGCAACAUUGUGUCCAUCCUCCUCGGCGGCGCCUUCUUCGGUGCGAUUGCCGGCGCGCCCGUCGCCGACAGGUGGGGACGCGUCAACACGCUCUGGCUCGGCUGUAUCGUGUUCACGAUUGGCGGCGUGAUCCAGACGGCGUGCUUCGGGUCCUUGAACCAGUUCUACAUCGGCCGCCUCGUCGCGGGCUUUGGCGUCGGUUUCAUGUCCAUGGCGUGUCCUACAUACGCUGGCGAGAUCGCGCCGAAGGAAAUCCGAGGCCGCAUCACGGGCAUGUUCCAGAUCGUCGUCACGAUCGGCGUCGCCUUCUCGUACUGGAUCAACUAUGGCGUGUCGUUCAUGAAGCUCUCGGACGGGCCGAAGCAGUGGCGUAUUCCUAUCGGUUUCCAACUUGUUCCCGUCGGAAUCAUGAUGAUGAUGCUCCCCUUCCUGCGCGAGUCCCCCCGCUGGCUCGCAACCAAGCACCAGUCGGACAAGGCGCUCAAGAACCUCGCGUGGAUCCGUAACCGGCCCGAGGACGACGUGGCCGUGCAGCUCGAGUUUGCCGAGAUCCAGGCGGCCGUCAAGGAGGAGGAGGAGACCAACAAGGGCGCAAGCUGGCGCGAGGUCUUCCAGAAGGGUAACCGCGUGCGCUUCCUCAUGGCCUUUGUGAUCUUCACGCUGCAGCAGUGGAGCGGACAGAACUCGAUCGGAUACUACGCCCCCAUCAUCUUCAAGGACAUUGGCCUCGUCGGCCCCAGCACUGGCCUGCUCGCGUCCGGAGUCUACGGCCUCGUCAAAAUCGUCGCCACAACCAUCUUCAUCAUGUUCGGCGUCGACCGCUUCGGGCGCAAGUGGCCGCUUAUCAUCGGCGCGGGCCUCAUGUCCAUGUUCCUGUGGAUCAUCGGCGCGAUCUACCACACCCACCCGCCCGUCUCGAACGCUGGCACGACGUCCGGCGCGUCCAUCGGCAUGGCGGUCAUGAUCUACCUGUUCGUCAUCCCGUACUGCUUCUCGGUCGGCCCGCUGCCGUGGGUCAUCUGCUCCGAGAUCUUCAGCAACCGCACGCGCCACUACGGCCUCAUGACGGCGGCUGCGACGCAGUGGCUCUGGAACUUUGUCGUGUCCAAGUGCACGCCGCUCAUGGUCAUCGCGCUGCCCAACGGCGGCAUGUUCUUCUUCUUCGCGUGCAUCAACAUCGUGUCGGUCGUCAUCGCGACGCUCUUCCUCCCCGAGACGCGCGGCCUCUCCCUCGAGGCCAUGGACAUCAUCUUUGGCGCCACGACCGCCGAGGAGCGCGAGCGAUACCUCCAGGCCCAGGCGCAGGAGAUGCACAUUGAAAAGGGGGGCGAGAGCGUCCAUGUUGAGAAGGUGCGGACCAAGGAGACGGUGUAGGCGGGUGUGUGGCAGAAUGGCAGGGUGGCUUGUAUCGCAUGGAGUAAAGUAGGACGUGAUGUGACUUGUUUGGGAUGAUUUGAGGGCCUGGUUAC